Messenger RNA from Saccostrea cuccullata (small rock oyster), 3405 nucleotides. RefSeq names its product kinesin-like protein KIF28P. The transcript has 20 exons. Gene Ontology annotation, molecular function: microtubule binding; ATP binding; microtubule motor activity. Gene Ontology annotation, biological process: microtubule-based movement. NCBI's taxonomy places the organism in Eukaryota, Metazoa, Mollusca, Bivalvia, Ostreida, Ostreidae. The record is from RefSeq and is a predicted model, not a curated record. Bases 42 to 3080 code for a protein of 1012 amino acids.
AUCGCAGAGAAAGGGAGCGAAAUGCUACCCUUAUUAUUGACAUGAAUGGUGCCACAACAGAGAUUACAGACCCAGAAGGAGGUGACGAACCAAGGAAAUUUACAUUUGACUACAGUUUCUGGUCACACGAUGGAAGCAAAGAGGAAUCCAAUGGCUACUAUGGCCCUGACACUUCACACCCAAAUGGAAAGAAAUUUGCUGAUCAGAAAAAAGUUUAUGAUUCGCUGGGAGUUGCGGUUCUUCAGAAUGCCUGGGAGGGCUAUAACAGCACAUUGUUUGCCUACGGUCAGACUGGCUCUGGAAAAAGUUGGUCCGUCGUUGGUUAUGGGAUUAACAAAGGUAUUGUACCUAUGUUUUGUGACGACGUGUUUAAGCAAGUGGAAGCAAAGAAGGCCGAGGGAGACAAAACAGAAUUUGAGAUCACAUUUAGCAUGUUGGAAAUUUACAAUGAACAAGUUCGUGACCUCCUUGACAGUCGAACAAAGAAAGGUGGACUUAGAGUCCGACAGCACCCAAAACUGGGAUUUUACGCUGAAGGUCUGAAAAUUGUACCAGUAAAGAGUUACACCGACAUUGAGGCCAGAAUGGAGGAAGGCACACAAAACAGGACUGUUGCUUCUACAAACAUGAACGCCACCAGCAGUCGAGCUCACACCAUUGUUGGAAUCACAUUUAUUCAGAAAUUCCAGAAUGCUGCCGGAGAGGAUACCACAAAAUCAGCUGUCACCAAUCUGGUGGACUUGGCUGGCAGUGAGAGAGCGGAGAGUACUGGAGCCACUGGGGACAGGCUAAAGGAGGGAGCGGCCAUUAAUCAGUCUCUCUCAUGUCUGGGUAACGUGAUCGCAGCGCUAGCAGACAGAUCAUCAGGAAAAAAUACCCGAGUUCCCUACCGAGACUCUGUCCUGACCAAGCUGUUGAAGAACGCCUUGGGAGGUAACAGUAAGACCAUCAUGAUCGCUGCCCUGUCCCCCGCCGACAUUAACUACGACGAGACCCUGUCCACUCUCAGGUACGCAGACAGAGCCAAGCAGAUCAAGAACUCCACCUCAGUCAAUGAGGACCCCACAGAGAAACUGAUCCGAGAGUUACAGGAGGAAAACGAGAAGCUGAAGGCCAUGUUGGCCUCGGGUAAACUCGAGAUGGUGGCGGGCGAAGAGGAUGAAGAUUUAACGGAGGAAGAGAAGAAACAGAUAAAGGAAGAACUAGAAGAUCAGUACAAAUCUAUUCUGGACAAAAAUGCCCAAGAAAUGGAGGAUAUGAAGAAAACCUUUGAGGAGAAACUGAAGGAGGCUGAACAGAAAGGUGGUGGAGGAGGGACUGAUUACCAUGCCAUUGCUGAGAAGAAGAAGACGGUCCCCCACUUGUCUAACCUGAACCUUGACCCCCAGCUGUCAGGACACAUAAGUCAUUUCCUGGAGGCCCCCGAAAUUUGCCUCGGAUUUGAAGGGGACAUUGUUUUGAAAGGGCCAAGUGUUGCAGCUAAACAUGCCAUAAUCAGAAAUGAUGGGGGGAAGUUCACCAUUGAACCGUGCGACGUUACCAACAGAUUGUUACAGAACGGGAAGGCGGUAGUGUCCAAACAACCCCUCAACCAUAAUGACAGAUUGAUCUUUGGAACCACACAGUACUUUGUGUUUGUAAAUCCUAAAGAAAGGGACUCCUCUAAACAGAAGUAUCCCGAGGUGACGUUUGAAAUGGCUCAGGAGGAGGUGGCUAAAAAGUCCGGAUUUGACAUGAGUGGAGAAAACAAGUCUAGAGAUGAUGCCCUGUUACAAGAAGACAUGUUGGAGAUCAUGCCAGCAGUGGAGGAAGCUAAUGCCAUCAGUCAGGAACUGGACAAAAAGAUGAAGUUUGAGUCGAUGAUUGUGUCCCCCGAGGCGCGGGGCGAACAGACGGGUCGGACAGAGGUCAUGAUCAAGGCCACAAACGUAGAGACCAAACACGAAUGGAUCUGGCCCAAGGUCAAGUUCAUGAACAGGAAGUAUGUGAUGCAGGAGAUGUACAAUGACUUCUUGGAUGGAGACGACCCCUGGGAUUUACCACCAGAGAAGGAUCCAUUCAUUGAUGACAUCAAUGCAGAGUUCCAUAUUGGUAGUGUGAAAAUCUGGCUGCAGUCAACCUCAUACAUGAUAUCUAUGAAGGAACAGUUGGAUGUUAUUGACUACCGAGGCUAUGAAGUGGGAAAAGUCAAUAUUGAGCUAGUCCCCUGUGAUAAAUCUGGUAAGGAGAUAUCUGAAGAUGAAGUAUUUGUAGAGGACCCAUCAGAACUCAUAGGUAAAGAUGUCUUCUUCAAACUGAAGCUUGAGAAUGCCAUGGGUCUACCAUCCAAGUUCACGGAUCUGUAUGCCAAAUAUAUUUUCAAUCAUGAACAAAAACCAUAUGAAACCAAGAAGUUGAGCAAUACCAUCAACCCUCAAUGGAAAUUUAACCAAGUUCAUGGAUUUGCAAAAUGCACAGCUGAUGACCUUGAAUUCCUGAAAGAUGGAGCCAUCAUGCUGCAGGUCUGGGGAAAACAGAAGCCUCCAAAGGAGAAGAGAAGUGUGAACACGAAGGAUGCCCUGGUUAAAGGAGCCCUGACCAAGGGUCAGUCCCACAAUGUCAACACCAACAACAAGAAGGUGGACCCAGAGAAGGUCAAGUACAUGGUCAAGUGUGCAGUGUUAGAGAAGAAGACACAACAUCUAGAACAGAAACUGGCAGCCAUGAAGAGAAUGUUGGAGGAAGCAAACAAACACAAGAAGAGGAAGCUGACGAUAGAACUGAUCCAGAAGAUCUACCACGCCCCCUCUAGUGACGCCGCCGAGAAAUGUAUUGCUCUUAUUCCACAGGAAAAAGAUGACACAUCAUCGGAAUCAUCUAAAUCUUCUUCUUCAUCGUCUUCUUCAUCUGAUGAGGAGAAAAAGAAAACCAAAAAAGAUGCUAAGGAGAAAAAGAAAGCUAAAGCAGUAUUAAAGAAAAAGGAAAAACCGGCCUCGGCAAAGUCUAAUCGGUCACCGCGUCCCCCACCAAAUAAAGCCCGGGCUCAAACAUCUGACGCCAUCCGAAGCCAGAAACAAUCCAGUUCUUGUGUACUCUUAUAACUGUUAACCCGGGACUUAAAAUCUGAUUGACCUUCUUUAAGUUUGUUUUUGGGAACAAGGAUGACUGAUAUUUAUAUUUUUUUCCGUCCAUGUUUUAUUUAAAUUGUUGCAUAAUUUAUUUCACCUGCUAGAUAUUACCAGUAUUUCUCCAGAUGCUUUGCUCAGUUUUAUUUUUUUAUACUGUUGUGUUCCCCCUCAUUCAGUAGAUUCCCUCUCUACAUAAUACAAAAAUGUGUCGUUAUUUAAUCCAGUUAAUGAGAACAUUUUUAUUUAUUUUCAACACACAUAUCAUAUUUAUUACAAUGCUGUACAAUAUUAUUGUAUG